Messenger RNA from Aegilops tauschii subsp. strangulata, 1605 nucleotides. RefSeq names its product E3 ubiquitin-protein ligase SPL2. NCBI's taxonomy places the organism in Eukaryota, Viridiplantae, Streptophyta, Magnoliopsida, Poales, Poaceae. Gene Ontology annotation, biological process: protein ubiquitination; organelle organization. The record is from RefSeq and is a predicted model, not a curated record. Gene Ontology annotation, molecular function: ubiquitin-protein transferase activity.
ACUCGCCCCCCUCGCCGCACGCACAAGCCAGCAAGGUCGUCUCGCGCACCGCCGGCGGCCACCAUGUCAGCGCGGGACCGGGAGACGAUCGAGGCGCUCGCGCGCGUCGCGGCCGCGCUGGACGGGGCGGUGCUCGGCCUCGGCACGGCGGCGCUCGCGGCCGCGUCCCUGGCCAAGUACCUCGCCGCAUCCGGGGCGCUCCGCCUCAUCGCCGAGGCGCCGGCCGUCGCGAUCCCGGACCUCCGCUACUCCCUCCUCGCGGGGCUCGGCGACGGCGAGUCGCGCCUCGCCGCCGUGCGGGGCCUCGUCCGCUCCCCGCCCGGGGGCACGUUCCUCAUCCCCCCUGGCUCCCGCGAGCACUGCGUCGUCACCAGGCACACCCAGACGUGCUUGUUCGGCGAAUGGAGAGGCAUCUUUGGAUGGACUUUUGACCUACAUGCUCUCUUUUUUAAAUCAUUGAAAGAGCAAAUUAUAACAUCAUCUCGAUGGGUUUCGUUUGGUCUUGUGGAUCCUGCUUCCGAGAAAUCAGGGGAAAUGGUACAUGUGAAGUUUGAUGGGGCUGUUCAUCAGUCAUUACCUCUUACAACUGUGUAUCACAAGCUUAUCCCAGUUGAGCAAAAUUCUUACACAUUGUUUCAGACUAUUGUUGGCAAUGGCUAUCCGAUUGCGUUAUUGGAUGAGGAAAAGAUUCUUCCUAUCGGAAAGGAGAUUACAGCAAUAGGCUUAUGUCGAUUAAAGAAUCGAAGUGUUGAGAUCAGCUCGUGCCCAGAGCUUCCAUAUUUCUUGUCUGAUCUGACCAAGGGUGAGAUGGAAGCCGAGAUGUCCUCACGUGCUAGAUUCUUCUUCUGGGUUACUGUUGCUCUUGGAACCGUGUCAGUUGGCUUACUAGGCCAUGCCAUUUACAGGUUAUGGGAGAGAGUUAAACGGCACAGAGAGGCAAGAGAAGCUCAAGAAAGAUUUCACGAGGCUGACAAUGAAGAUGAUGCUGGAGAAAAUGGUAGCGACGACGAGCCUGGUGAAAUGGGAGACGGGCAGCUAUGUGUCAUAUGCUUAAGGAAAAGAAGGCGGGCAGCUUUUGUUCCUUGUGGUCAUCUUGUGUGCUGUUGCAACUGCGCGAAAAGGGUGGAACUCAUGGAUGAACCAUUGUGCCCUGUGUGUAGGCAAGACAUCCAAUACAUGCUCAGGGUUUAUGACUCUUAAGGCUCCUUGCUGACAUGGCCCAAGCAGCGGCAAAGUGGCGGCUCCAACUGUCCAUCCUCCUGUCCUGGGUGCUCUCCAUUUUUCGUUCCUAGUUUAGGUUACUGCUUUUUUUAUUUUUUUUGCGGGGAAGGUUACUGCUACCCUGAAAGUAUGUGAAUAUAGGACUGCUAACCCUCAGAAACUAGAUUAUCAGUACUUGCUAGUUUAGCCUGUGAAUAUGGGAUUAUGUAUGAUCUUAGAUGACCCCAUGAACUUUGGCCCGGAAUUUAAGGAUUGCCAAGUUUUUUGUUGGUGUUGCAUGGGUACGCCUAGGGAUGUAAGUGGACGUGUCCGUCAAGUGUACGAACUCCCGCAUUCAUGGUUUUUGUAUUAGCUCGGUUUUUAAAAGCAACAUUGAUUAGUUUA